This is a messenger RNA of Anopheles aquasalis, 1716 nucleotides long. RefSeq names its product apyrase-like. Gene Ontology annotation, biological process: AMP catabolic process. Gene Ontology annotation, molecular function: 5'-nucleotidase activity; nucleotide binding; metal ion binding. Lineage: Eukaryota; Metazoa; Arthropoda; Insecta; Diptera; Culicidae. The record is from RefSeq and is a predicted model, not a curated record. Gene Ontology annotation, cellular component: plasma membrane.
AUGGCUUCGAAGAGCAUGGCGGCCACUCUGUUGCUGGCAGUCGGCGUGCUGUUGCUGGUACCAUGGCAAUGCCAGGCAACCGACAACCUGCCAGCCGAUGGUAACUACGACGGACUGUUACCGAUCACCCUCAUCCACACGAACGAUUUCCAUGCCAGGUUCGAGGAAACGACGACAAGUUCCGCUAUCUGCAAACCAACCGAUCAGGCAGCGGGGCGAUGUGUGGCCGGACUGGCACGCGUCUUCGCCGCGGUCAAGCAGCUGAAACAGAAUUAUGCGUCGAAAAAUCCGAUCUAUCUGAACGCUGGCGAUAACUUCCAGGGUACCCUGUGGUACACGCUGCUCCGCGGCAACGUGACAGGCGAUCUGUUGAAGGAUCUACCACCGGAUGUGAUGACCCUCGGCAACCACGAGUUUGACAAUUCGCCCAGCGAACUGGCACCGUUUCUGAAGCAGCUACAGUCGGUCGGCGUCAAGACGGUGUCCGCUAAUCUGCACCGGAACAUGGAACCGGCCCUGCAGGGAGUGGACAUCCGGCGCUCAGUGAUUAUCCGUCGAUCAAGGCGCCCAGGUGCGAAACCACAAAGCAUUGGAAUCAUCGGCGUAACGCACGACAUAACGCAUCUAGAACAAUUGACCGGCAAGGUAACGUUCUCGAACUGCAGCGAAGCGGUACUGCGGGAAGCGAAGCAGCUGCACCGUGACCGCGUGAAGCGGAUCAUUGUCCUGUCGCACUGCGGAUUGGAUGUCGAUCGCAUAACGGCCGAGCUGGCGGGCAGAUACAUCGACGUGAUCGUCGGUGGUCACACCCAUUCGUUCCUGUUUCCACCGAACUCAACGCAACCGCGUGAUCCUGCCGAGGUCGUCGUAGGAGACUAUCCGGUGGAAGUGACCAACGGGGACGGGCACAAAGUUCUCAUCACACAAGCGUACGCUUACGGAAAGUACGUUGGCCGAUUGACGGUCUACUUCGAUGGAAGCGGCCACGUCAAGUACUGGGAAGGUUACCCGGUGUACAUGAGCAACGCGUUGCACCAGGAUCCAACGACACUGCAGCGUUUAGCACCGUGGCGCGCCGAAUUGGAUCGCAUUAGCUCGCAGAAUAUCGGAACGACCGCAAUCCUGCUGAACCACAGUAACUGCCGAUUGGGCGAGUGUACCGCCGGUUCCCUGGUGGCCGAUUCAUUCGGUGCGUACUACACCAACACCACGUUCCGACCGGUAUCCUUCAUCCAUGCCGGUAACUUCCGUGCUUCGAUCCCGAUCGGUAACGUAACGAAUGGGCAAGCGAUCGCCGUGGCUCCAUUCGGUAAUACCGUCGAUCUGAUCCAGCUCUCCGGAGAAGCGCUGCGCAUGUGCCUCGAACACUCGUGGACGUUCGACUCGGAGAGACGCUUCAACGUGGCGCAAGUAUCCGGCAUCCGGUACACGGUCAAUCUGAGUAACGCACCGUAUCAACGGGUUACCGCGGCCUCCAUCGUCGAUCCACUCGAUGGACAGUACAAACCACUCGAUCCGGUCAAGCUGUACAGUGUGGCCACGCUCUCCUAUCUGAUGCAGGGCUUGAAUGGGUUCCGGUGGAUGCUCGAAGGGACGAACCGUCAGAUUGGACCCCUCGACUCGGACGUUCUGAUCGCGUACAUCAGCCGCCUCGGUGAGGUUAACGCUGGCAAUCUUCCGACCGAGCGUAUCAGUGUAUCGGGGACGGCGGCUUAG